Molecule: messenger RNA, 291 nt
Organism: Ascoidea rubescens DSM 1968
Lineage: Eukaryota; Fungi; Ascomycota; Saccharomycetes; Ascoideales; Ascoideaceae
Gene: PET117
Product: Pet117p
Exons: 2
Coding region: 1-291 (96 amino acids)
Biological process (GO): mitochondrial respiratory chain complex IV assembly
Cellular component (GO): mitochondrion
Source: RefSeq, a predicted model, not a curated record
AUGUCAAGAGCCUCAAAGAUAACGUUCGCAUUAUCAACUCUAUUCACUGUUGCUUCAGUUGUGAUGGUAUAUGAUCUACAAGAAUCCGAAAGAGAAGCAAUUGCAAUGGGCCCCGUAAAGGAUGCUAAAAGAGUAAAGGAAAAAGAGGAAGACAGGCUAAAGGAACAACUAGCCAAAGAAAGAAAAAAGGAACUUAAUCGACUCGAACAUUUGGAGCAGAUAGAAUUAAAGAAAAAAUAUGAAUCAAUGCAGCCUCUAUCUAACGUCACACUAACUGCUGAAGACGAAUAA